UCGGGUUCUCUACUCGCCUUCUACAGUAAUUAACAGCACUCAACACAGCUCGGAUCUUGGACGAGUCCUCUGUACUCUAUUCGCCACAUAUAUAUAAGCCGUUCAUUCAGUUUCAACCCCGUCUUCCUCUCUCUAGAUCAUCGUAAUGUCGCCUUCACCGCGUUUUGUCAAGGCUAAGACUGUAGCAAUUGUGGGGUGUCCCUUCAGGGGCGGUCAGCCUAAACUUGGCGUCGACAAAGGUCCAAUCCAUCUCGUCGAAGCAGGACUCGUCGACCAGCUCAAAGAACUCGGUUGGAACGUCAAAUUCGAUGGACACCACCAAUUCGAAGAAAUUUCGGCCGCGGAUGACCCACCGAUUGGGAAACUAAAGAAUCCGAGAUUAGUUUCGAAAGUUUGUGAAUCUGUAGCGAAAGUUGUUGGAGGACAUGCUGAGAAUGGGGAGCUUCCUCUUACUUUGGGCGGCGACCAUUCAUUGGCAAUGGGAACAAUCUCGGGCACCCUCAAGGCUCAUCCAGACGCAUGUGUCGUUUGGAUAGAUGCACAUGCUGAUAUCAACACCGCUGAGACGACAGAUUCCGGAAACAUUCAUGGCAUGCCCGUAUCCUUCCUCAUCGGAAUUGGCGAGAAGGUCUCCGAAUUCGCAUGGGUCAAACCAGCUUUGAAAACCAACCGAAUUGUGUACAUUGGUCUUCGUGACAUCGAUGCCGGUGAGAAGCGUAUACUGCGAGAGAACAAUAUCAAAGCGUUCAGUAUGCACCACGUUGAUAAAUAUGGGAUCGGGAAGGUUGUCGAGAUGGCGCUGGAUCAUGUGAAUCCCAACAGGGAUUUACCCAUUCAUUUGAGUUUCGAUGUGGAUGCGUUGGACCCUAGUGUUGCUCCUUCGACUGGAACACCGGUUCGUGGUGGACUCAGCUUUAGAGAGGGUCACUAUAUAUGCGAGGCUAUCUGGGAGACCGGUUUGCUCGCCGCUUUAGACAUAAUGGAGGUCAACCCCUCAUUAGCUGAUGGUGAGGGGGUCGCGCAGACUGUAGCCGUAGGCUGCUCCCUGGCCCGCUCAGCCUUAGGUGAAACCUUGUUGUAAAUGUUAGAAUCAAAUGUACGGUUGCUCAAGAGAUCGCAACCCUAUUUUAUAUCGACUAAUAGGCCUAGCUAUGUGUUGAGCAUUGUCAAGAAUACAGUGGUGUCUACUUG
Marasmius oreades (fairy-ring Marasmius) is the source of this 1191-nucleotide messenger RNA. RefSeq lists its product as uncharacterized. The coding region runs from base 146 to 1081 and encodes 311 amino acids. The record is from RefSeq and is a predicted model, not a curated record. NCBI's taxonomy places the organism in Eukaryota, Fungi, Basidiomycota, Agaricomycetes, Agaricales, Marasmiaceae. Gene Ontology annotation, cellular component: cytosol; nucleus; cytoplasm. The transcript is spliced from 10 exons. Gene Ontology annotation, molecular function: manganese ion binding; arginase activity.